AGUCACUAAUUUGUAAAGAAACGAUUCGGUUGCGUCACAGGAGCUCUCGCGGCUGCCUCCUUGGGGAUACCUUUAUAAAUAUUUUAAUUUUUAUUUGGGAAGAAGUGUUGGAAGUGAAUUUAUAUCAACAGUUUGUCGAGCAAUGCAACAAGGAUAUUUUGAAAUUGAUAGUGCAAGUGCCUCAGUUUCAGGGAGAGAGUGUUGCUAUUCAACUCCCUUUUCCGUAAAGGACAUUCUCAAUCUUGUGGAUCAGAAUGAUGAUAAUUAUUUGGGGUGUCACAUAGAAAGUGUUUCUCACCAGAAUUUCAUGGAUUGUGAUUCCGUUCCAUAUAUCGAUAGCUUCCCAGCAUCAAUCUCUCAUAGCUUUCUGCCACAUCAGAGUUACCAUCCAUCAUCGUACACCCCCAAUUUAUACGACUAUGGGUCACAUCAGAACCUUUAUACGAAUUAUCCAACAUCCUCCAGCAAUGGUCAUCUGGGUGGGACACCACCUCUACUCCAAACCAUGGACUCUGUGAAAACCAUCACACCCGGAAGUAACUUCCGCAGUCAUUCCGUCGCAUCAUCCGAUCCUCCUGAUCCGCGGGGGUUGUUUGGGAAUGAAUCAGAGAGUAGAACUCUCAAAGCUAUCGAUGACUAUGAGAUGCAGCCUUUCUCUGCAUCUUCCCAGCAGUCCGUGGUGACCUCUGAACAUGUGCAGGAAUUGGACAGCAUGUGUCAUCUUAGUGAGAACAAAGAGGAUAUUGUACAAGUCAAAGAUUCCACCAGCCAGUUAGUGACAUCAUCGAGGUGCGAGUUGCGGAAGAAUGGGAAAGUUCGUGCAAAGCGAAAGCCCAGGGUACUUUUUUCGCAAUCCCAAGUUCUCGAAUUGGAGCGUCGCUUCCGUCUGCAGCGAUACCUUUCGGCGCCAGAAAGGGAGGUGCUGGCACAAACGCUGAGCCUCACGCCAACGCAGGUGAAGAUAUGGUUUCAGAAUCGACGCUACAAGUGCAAGAGGCUCACCAUUGAAGGUGGGGCCACGCUCACCGUUGUGAAGAACGACGACAAACAAAUGGAUGGCGGGGAAAAGUCCGAUAUGAUCAGUACAAAGACAAUCCACUGCGGGCAAGCGCUCAACAAAGAACUCAGCAUGCUGCCCAAGAGCUCCACCUUCGUCAACAACCUUCCACCUCCCCCAUAUCCAGCCUACAAUUUCAAUCAUUUUGACCAUCAAUUCAGCCCUGCUAGCCACUCACACCCCUACAGUGGGUCUCCCUUUGAUCAAAAGCACCACUAUUGGAAUUGAGGCUUUUCUUCUCUUGCGGUGGGGGAGUCAUUUUGUGAAUAUGGAAUGUGGAGGACAAUUAAAUAGCUCGAUAAUGUAAACCAU
Messenger RNA from Lutzomyia longipalpis, 1369 nucleotides. RefSeq names its product muscle-specific homeobox protein tinman. The transcript is spliced from 3 exons. The coding region runs from base 143 to 1285 and encodes 380 amino acids. NCBI's taxonomy places the organism in Eukaryota, Metazoa, Arthropoda, Insecta, Diptera, Psychodidae. Gene Ontology annotation, cellular component: nucleus. Gene Ontology annotation, molecular function: DNA-binding transcription factor activity, RNA polymerase II-specific; RNA polymerase II cis-regulatory region sequence-specific DNA binding. The record is from RefSeq and is a predicted model, not a curated record. Gene Ontology annotation, biological process: cell differentiation; regulation of transcription by RNA polymerase II.